AUGACAGGCCUACUUUCCUGGGAAGUUUGGGUCGAGUGCCACCUCAACAACUUCUCCAAGCUCGACUCUGCCCCCUCUGCGCCGUGCUACAACAAAGUCCUGCUCGUGGGCUUUGUCGACCUGCCUCUUUGCAUCGACCCAGCUGUUGACAACAUUCCAGAGGAACCGAGCUAUCCUUUGCCAAAAGGCCCAAAACAUCGCUUGCGGUGGUGGCGUCGUCGCCAGUGUGCUACGUUGCCCCAGCCGAUUUUGAAGAAUAAGGUGAAUGCUAACCGGGACAUCGAGCGCCAGCUCGUCAGAGAGAUGGACAGCGAGAGCUUAGAGGAGUUUCUUGCAAAGUACGAGUCACCGGUGUUGGCGGUGCCUGGCCAUGUGAGAGCACGUUUUGCAAAAGCCUCAGGUUGA
Messenger RNA from Candidozyma auris, 405 nucleotides. RefSeq lists its product as uncharacterized. NCBI's taxonomy places the organism in Eukaryota, Fungi, Ascomycota, Pichiomycetes, Serinales, Metschnikowiaceae. The transcript has a single exon. Bases 1 to 405 code for a protein of 134 amino acids. The record is from RefSeq and is a predicted model, not a curated record.